Sapajus apella (tufted capuchin) is the source of this 12855-nucleotide messenger RNA. It is a transcript of the gene PTPRT, whose product is annotated as protein tyrosine phosphatase receptor type T. Gene Ontology annotation, molecular function: protein tyrosine phosphatase activity; protein binding. Gene Ontology annotation, biological process: protein dephosphorylation. Gene Ontology annotation, cellular component: membrane. Bases 158 to 4723 code for a protein of 1521 amino acids. The transcript has 34 exons. The record is from RefSeq and is a predicted model, not a curated record. NCBI's taxonomy places the organism in Eukaryota, Metazoa, Chordata, Mammalia, Primates, Cebidae.
UCGGCUCGGAGCGAAGCGGCGCCGGCUCCAGGAGCCCGAGCGGAGCCAGCCGCGCGCACAGCCAGCAGCCGCGCCGGCGAUGCGGGGCCGCCCCGCUCCCGCCCCAGUUCCGGCCCCGGCCCCCGCGGGAAGGGGCUGAGCCGCCCCCGCCGCCCGGAUGGCGAGCCUCGCCGCGCUCGCCCUUAGCCUGCUCCUGCGGCUGCAGCUGCCGCCGCUGCCCGGCGCCGGGGCUCAGAGUGCCGCAGGUGGCUGUUCCUUUGAUGAGCACUACAGCAACUGUGGUUAUAGCGUGGCUCUAGGGACCAAUGGGUUCACCUGGGAGCAGAUUAACACAUGGGAGAAACCAAUGCUGGACCAGGCAGUGCCCACAGGAUCUUUCAUGAUGGUGAACAGCUCUGGGAGAGCCUCUGGCCAGAAGGCCCACCUUCUCCUGCCAACCCUGAAGGAGAAUGACACCCACUGCAUCGACUUUCAUUACUACUUCUCCAGCCGUGACAGAUCCAGCCCAGGGGCUUUAAAUGUCUACGUGAAGGUGAAUGGUGGCCCCCAAGGGAACCCUGUCUGGAACGUGUCCGGGGUCGUCACUGAGGGCUGGGUGAAGGCAGAGCUCGCCAUCAGCACUUUCUGGCCACAUUUCUAUCAGGUGAUAUUUGAAUCCGUCUCUUUGAAGGGUCAUCCUGGCUACAUCGCCGUGGACGAGGUCCGGGUCCUUGCUCAUCCGUGCAGAAAAGCACCUCAUUUUCUGAGACUCCAAAAUGUGGAGGUGAAUGUGGGGCAGAAUGCCACAUUUCAGUGCAUUGCCGGUGGAAAGUGGUCUCAGCAUGACAAGCUUUGGCUCCAGCAAUGGAAUGGCAGGGACACUGCCCUGAUGGUCACCCGUGUGGUCAACCACAGGCGCUUUUCAGCCACGGUCAGUGUGGCAGACACUGCCCAGCGGAGCGUCAGCAAGUACCGCUGUGUGAUCCGCUCUGACGGUGGGUCUGGUGUGUCCAACUACGCGGAGCUGAUCGUGAAAGAGCCUCCCACGCCCAUUGCUCCCCCAGAGCUGCUGGCUGUGGGGGCCACAUACCUGUGGAUCAAGCCAAAUGCCAACUCCAUCAUCGGGGAUGGCCCCAUCAUCCUGAAAGAAGUGGAGUAUCGCACCACCACGGGCACCUGGGCCGAGACCCACAUAGUCGACUCUCCCAACUAUAAGUUAUGGCAUCUGGACCCCGAUGUGGAGUAUGAGAUCCGAGUGCUCCUCACACGACCAGGCGAGGGGGGUACGGGACCGCCAGGGCCUCCUCUCACCACCAGGACCAAGUGUGCAGAUCCAGUGCAUGGCCCACAGAACGUGGAAAUCGUGGACAUCCGAGCCCGGCAGCUGACCCUGCAGUGGGAACCCUUCGGCUACACGGUGACCCGCUGCCACAGCUACAACCUCACCGUGCAGUACCAGUAUGUGUUCAACCAGCAGCAGUACGAGGCUGAAGAGGUCAUCCAGACCUCCUCCCACUACACCCUGCGAGGCCUGCGCCCCUUCAUGACCAUCCGGCUGCGACUCCUGCUGUCCAACCCUGAGGGCCGAAUGGAGAGUGAGGAGCUGGUGGUCCAGACUGAGGAAGACGUUCCAGGAGCUGUUCCUCUAGAAUCCAUCCAAGGGGGGCCCUUUGAGGAGAAGAUCUACAUCCAAUGGAAACCUCCCAAUGAGACCAAUGGGGUCAUCACGCUCUAUGAGAUCAACUACAAGGCUGUUGGCUCCCUGGACCCAAGUGCUGACCUGUCCAGCCAGAGGGGGAAAGUGUUCAAGCUCCGGAAUGAAACCCACCACCUGUUUGUGGGUCUGUACCCAGGGACCACCUAUUCCUUUACCAUCAAGGCCAGCACAGCAAAGGGCUUUGGGCCACCCGUCACCACUCGGAUCGCCACCAAAAUUUCAGCUCCGUCGAUGCCUGAGUACGACACAGACACCCCAUUGAAUGAAACAGACACGACCAUCACAGUGAUGCUGAAACCUGCCCAGUCCCGGGGAGCCCCUGUCAGUGUUUAUCAGCUGGUUGUCAAGGAGGAGCGACUUCAGAAGUCACGGAGGGCAGCUGACAUUAUUGAGUGCUUUUCGGUGCCUGUGAGCUAUCGGAAUGCCUCCAGCCUCGAUUCUCUACACUACUUUGCUGCUGAGUUGAAGCCUGCCAACCUGCCUGUCACCCAGCCAUUUACAGUAGGUGACAAUAAGACAUACAAUGGCUACUGGAACCCUCCCCUCUCUCCCCUGAAAAGCUACAGCAUCUACUUCCAGGCACUCAGCAAAGCCAACGGAGAGACCAAAAUCAACUGUGUCCGUCUGGCUACAAAAGCACCAAUGGGCAGCGCCCAGGUGACCCCGGGGACUCCACUCUGCCUCCUCACCACAGGUGCUUCCACCCAGAAUUCUAACACUGUGGAGCCAGAGAAGCAGGUGGACAAUACCGUGAAGAUGGCUGGCGUGAUCGCCGGCCUCCUCAUGUUCAUCAUCAUUCUCCUGGGCGUGAUGCUUACCAUCAAAAGGAGAAGAAAUGCUUAUUCCUACUCCUAUUACUUGAAGCUGGCCAAGAAGCAGAAGGAGACCCAGAGUGGAGCCCAGAGGGAGAUGGGGCCUGUGGCCUCUGCUGACAAACCCACCACCAAGCUCAGUGCCAGCCGCAAUGAUGAAGGCUUCUCUUCUAGUUCUCAGGACGUCAAUGGAUUCACAGAUGGCAGCCGCGGGGAGCUUUCCCAGCCCACCCUCACGAUCCAGACUCAUCCCUACCGCGCCUGUGACCCUGUGGAGAUGAGUUACCCCCGGGACCAGUUCCAGCCUGCCAUCCGGGUGGCUGACUUGCUGCAGCACAUCACACAGAUGAAGAGAGGCCAGGGCUACGGGUUCAAGGAGGAAUAUGAGGCCUUACCAGAGGGGCAGACAGCUUCGUGGGACACAGCCAAGGAGGAUGAAAACCGCAAUAAGAAUCGAUAUGGGAACAUCAUAUCCUGUCGGGGAGGAAGCCCAGCCAAAAGGGCUGCCAUACAGAAGACCCCACAGCUGGACAAAGAGAUGAGCUCUGUGUUCCCAGAAGCUCCUCUAAUUCAAAGGAGGACUUUGGCAGCAACCAGGGACGACCAUUCCCGGGUGAGGCUGCUGGUACUGGAUGGAGACCCGCACUCUGACUACAUCAAUGCCAACUACAUUGACGGAUACCAUCGACCGCGGCACUACAUUGCAACUCAAGGUCCAAUGCAGGAGACCGUAAAGGACUUCUGGAGAAUGAUCUGGCAGGAGAACUCCGCCAGCAUCGUCAUGGUCACAAACCUGGUGGAAGUGGGCAGGCACCCAGCGGAACACACUGUGGGAAAUGCCACUCUAGGCCGUGCGGCGUCCCCCGGAAUGGUGAAGUGUGUGCGAUACUGGCCAGAUGACACGGAGGUCUACGGAGACAUUAAAGUCACCCUGAUUGAAACAGAGCCCCUGGCAGAAUACGUCAUACGCACCUUCACAGUCCAGAAGAAAGGCUACCAUGAGAUCCGGGAGCUCCGCCUCUUCCACUUCACCAGCUGGCCUGACCACGGCGUUCCCUGCUAUGCCACUGGCCUCCUGGGCUUCGUCCGCCAGGUCAAGUUCCUCAAUCCCCCCGAAGCCGGGCCCAUCGUGGUCCACUGCAGUGCUGGGGCCGGGCGGACUGGCUGCUUCAUUGCCAUUGACACCAUGCUUGACAUGGCGGAGAAUGAAGGGGUGGUGGACAUCUUCAACUGCGUGCGUGAGCUUCGGGCCCAGAGGGUCAACCUGGUGCAGACAGAGGAGCAAUAUGUGUUUGUACACGAUGCCAUCCUUGAAGCGUGCCUCUGUGGCAACACUGCCAUCCCUGUGUGUGAAUUCCGCUCUCUCUACUACAAUAUCAGCAGGCUGGACCCCCAGACGAACUCCAGCCAAAUCAAAGAUGAAUUUCAGACCCUCAACAUUGUGACGCCCCGUGUGCGGCCCGAGGACUGCAGCAUUGGGCUUCUGCCCCGGAACCAUGAUAAGAAUCGAAGCUUGGACGUGUUGCCUCUGGACCGCUGCCUGCCCUUCCUCAUCUCGGUGGAUGGAGAAUCCAGCAACUACAUCAACGCGGCACUGAUGGAUAGUCACAAGCAGCCUGCCGCCUUCGUGGUCACCCAGCACCCUCUACCCAACACCGUGGCAGACUUCUGGAGGCUGGUGUUUGAUUACAACUGCUCCUCUGUGGUGAUGCUGAAUGAGAUGGACACUGCCCAGUUCUGUAUGCAGUACUGGCCUGAGAAGACCUCUGGCUGCUACGGGCCCAUCCAGGUGGAGUUCGUCUCCGCAGACAUAGAUGAGGACAUCAUCCACAGAAUAUUCCGCAUCUGUAACAUGGCCCGGCCACAGGACGGUUAUCGUAUAGUCCAGCACCUCCAGUACAUUGGCUGGCCUGCCUACCGGGACACGCCCCCUUCCAAGCGCUCUCUGCUCAAAGUGGUGCGGCGGCUGGAGAAGUGGCAGGAGCAGUAUGACGGGAGGGAGGGGCGCACCGUGGUCCACUGCCUAAACGGGGGAGGCCGCAGUGGAACCUUCUGUGCCGUCUGCAGUGUGUGUGAGAUGAUCCAGCAGCAAAACAUCAUAGACGUGUUCCACAUCGUGAAAACACUGCGUAACAACAAAUCCAACAUGGUGGAGACCCUGGAACAGUAUAAAUUUGUAUACGAGGUGGCACUGGAAUAUUUAAGCUCCUUUUAGCUCACUGGGAUGGGGAACCUGCCGGAGUCCAGAGGCUGCUGCGACCAAGCCCCCUUUUGUGUGAAUGGCAGUAACUGGGCUCAGGGGCUCUGAGGUGGCACCCUGCCUGACUCCAAGGAGAAGACUGGUGGCCCUGUGUUCCACAGGGGGCUUUGCACCUUCUGAGGGCUCUCCUCUUGCUGUGGCAGAUGCUGUUCCAAAAGGGCCAGGCUUCCUUUUCAACCUAACCAGCCACAGCCAUGGGCCCAAGCAGAAGUGUACCCACAAGCAAGGCCUUGGAUGUUUGGCUCCCAGACCUCCUGCUUUUGUUCUUUCUGAGUUUGUGGAUCUCAUGGCAAGCCAACUGUGCAGGUGCUGGGGAGUGGGAGGCCCAGCAGAACCUUCCCAGCCCUCCUUCUCCUUAGGAGUGGAGGAGAUAUGUGUUGUGCUCCUCCAUGUCAUGGAAAAGAUUGGGGCUCUUGGGGGGGGGGGUCACAGCUCUGCUGCCCCCUACAACCUCCUUCAGGGGCCUCUGGCACCAGACACCUGCAGUCUGGACCAGUGUGACCUUACAAUGUUCCCUAGGUCACAAGAGAGCCCACCCAUCCUCACACCUAACCUGCAUGGGGCUUGGCCCACAACCAUUCUGUACCCCUUCCCCAGCCUGGGCCUUGACUGUCCAACAUUCACUGGCCGGCCUGCUGUGUCCACAGCACUCUUUGAUAAAGGUGUUCUUUGCUUUUUUGUGUGGUCAGUGGGAAGGGGUGAAACUGCAGAGAACUUCUCUGCUCCUCCUUGUCUUUGUAAAAAGGGACCACCUCCCUGGGGCAGGGCUCUGGCUGAACUGUAGGUUGUAACCCCUGACUCUCUUUGGUGGUAGCUUUCUUUGGAAGAGACAAACCAGAUAAGAUUUGGUUAUUUUCCAAAGUGUAUGUGAAAAGAAACUUUGUUUUGGGGAUGUGUAAAAUCUUAGUCUCUUAUGUCAAAAAGAAGGGGGCGGGGGAGUUUGAGUGUGUACCUCUAAGACAUACCUCUCGGGCCUGUUAUUUUUUCCUAGCAAUGUUCUGAAAAGCUCCCACCCUGGGACAGCACACCACUAAGCAGGGGAGAGAGGGGAUAGCCUGAAGAUGGUCCCUUUGGUUUCUGGGGCAGAUAAGAGCACCAGCUUUGUGCAGAAUUUGGAACUCCACAUUUGAACUCCUUCCUAGAGAAACCCAGCUGCCACCUUGAAAAAGGACAUUGUGGAGCCCAUUAUACAUUGAUUGAAAAUAGGGCAAGACAAUCAGGCCUGGAGAUCUAGGGUCUUGUCCAAAGUGUGAGUGAGUCAGUGAGAGGGAACCACCGUUUGCUAAGUCUCUGAUGUAUGCCAGGGAUCACGCUUGGUAGUUUCCAUGGAACACCUCGCGCAGUCCUUAGAACCCCUAGGAGAGAGCUGUUGACUUGUUAUCGUCUCCAUUGAUCAUCUCCUCCAAUGAGGAAACCCAGGCACCUUCCUCAGUGAUGAAAUCCUGGGUUCCAAAGGGGCAGGUAAUGGCAGUGAAACUUCUCUGUGCUGUUUUCUUCAUCUUCUCCAAGCCAAACAAUUAUUUUAUGGAGGGAAAAUAAGGCCAGAAGCUUCUGAGCAGAGAACUCCACAAAUGGAAAUUUAGUACUUUCUCCCUGACGCCAGUUCUUCUGGGAAGCCCAGAAUUUCAGAUAUAUUUUAGUAACUCAUUCCCAGCUCCCCAGGAAAGCCAGUCUCAUCUAAUUUCUUAGUCCAUAAAAACAAUUCCUUGUUCCCUCGGGCUAUGAAGGGACCAGCCAGGGACAAUCUCGACCUUGAUCUCCAGCCAGUGCUUAGGCUGGAUAUCUGACAGCCUCAGGUGGGCUGGGACCCAGGAAGCUCCAUCUGGAAGGCUGGUCUAGCCCCAGACAGGGCACAAGGGACACAGAUUUCAAGAAGGCACAGCUUUGACCGUCAAGAGCCCACUGUAUGCUGGGGAAAUUGAACCAUGGUGCAGUGGUGUCGAGCAAAUGAGUGUUCCAUGAGUCUAGGAGCAAGAGAGCCUCUUCAGCCUAGGGCUUCCUAGAGAAAGGGACAUCUAUUCCUGCUGGGUCUAAACAGGUAGAAAAGAGAAAAAAAAAAAAGAAGAAACUCAGGCAAAGGGAUCCCUAUGUGCAAUGGCAGAGAAAUAUAAAAAGGCAUUGGGAGGAGCAGUAUGGGGAGGCCAGCCCAGCAGGGGCACAGCACAACAGGGUAAGCAGCAAGGAUGAGCCAGGGUCCAGGAGACAGAUGCCUAUCGUGAGUGCAGACUUUGUCCUAAUGGCAACAAGGAGUCCAUGGAGCUUCAGAGAGAUGUACUCAGCUUCGUGUUGGCAAAGACUCCCUCUGGGCCAGUGGGGCUGCCUCUUUUCAUCAGACACUGUGAAAACAUUCCCUUAAGCGUGCACUUUUUAAUACCACAUCUAUUUGUCUGUCUGCUCAUCGUUUUGUUGCCGGAACACUAAAUAUGCAGUGCAUCAUGAGACCCGGCUUCUCUGAGAAACCCAGCGUCUCCGCUUUACCAUGGAGCAGGGUCACCAAUUCAGAUCUCUAGGCCCAUGAGGGUGGAACAUGAAAGGAGCCCACAGAAGUUGCUUCCAUUGGCAUGGGCUCUGGAGCUGUCUAGAAGUCCAGGGACACCAGACUUGAUCAAGGAAGGGCUGUCACUUUAGAGGUUCAAAAGGAAAUACCUCAAAGCAAAGGCAAGCAAAGGAACCCCACGAUGAACUUGCUCUUUUCUUUGAUGAGCCUCUCCCCAGGUGUAUUUCAGCAGACCCCAGGGACUCACCCCCACUGGGCCUGAUAGCCUCUCCCAGCUCCAGCCCACUGCCCCAGCUGGCCUUUCCCAGUCUGCGAUGAGCCCGUAGCAUGGCAAAUCUGCCUGCUGUAUGCUAUUCAGUCAGAUCUUGGUACAUCCAGACAGGAUGAGGGUGGAGGGAGAGCUACUUAACACAAAUCCUAAGAUUUUUUUUCUGCUCAGGAAGGGGUGAAAUGGCUGACAGAUAAAAAUGACAGUGGCUUCUAUCAUUUUAAAUGGUACGGAUUUAAAGUGUGACUUCACAGAGAAAGAAACUUGUGACUUCACGGAGAAAGAAAAAAAAAUCUCAGGCCAUGGUGGGCUAACCCAGCAAGGGCCAGUGAGAUUCCCCCAGUUUAUCCUCUUGUUUUCCCACAACCCAACCAUUCUCCAAAGAAAGCAGGGAAGCGUAUAGGUCACAGGCUCAUGAAUGGGGACGACUUGAUGAAAUUGAGGCUAAUGGAUGGGGAUGACUUCCCUAAAAUCCCAUGUGACUAGGAUGUGGCAAGGCUUGGAUGAAUAGGGACACUUGUGCCCAGGAAUCUGAACAUUUCCUUUACCCAGAAAAUAUCCUGAUCCAAUACUACCUUCCCCAGGGGGUCUCCCCACCCCAACCCAUUGACAGGAUGAGCUCAGCCUGUCGUGAGCAGAGGAAAAUAUUAUUAAUGCUCUGUGAGUCUUUACAACAGGAGCUCUUACCUUAUAGAUGUGGAGCCUGUUUGGUGAAGAUGCAAGGAAGUGAUGAGAAGACCAGGAACUUUCUCCACCUGUGUGUGUUGAUGGUCUAGAUAGUUUAGGACGUACCUCAGCUGCACUCCAAUGCUGCAUCCUUUCUGGUAUGGAGAAUCCGGGCCAACCAGGGGACCUUGGGCCUCUAGAAGGCCACAGUAGGCCUCUCUUUGUGGGAAUGGAAGAGGACAGCUUUUAGUGCUGGCCCUCUCUGUGGGCGUGGCCUGAAAAGGAACCAACAGACCUUAUGAUGGGGACUCUAACGUGAGCUCACUAAAUUCUUCCAACAUUCUAAAGAACGGUUUGUGAUGGUCACUAUUUGACUGGUGAGGAAACUAAGGCUCCUAGAGAAAAAUCCCUUGCACGUAGUUCCACAGCUAGUGAAUGAAUGAACCAAGAUUUUAACUGGUUUUUUUUCCUUGACUAAAGAGAGAAUAUUUUUCCACCAUUGUAGCUCACAUUUUUCCUAUGGGGUUACUCAUAACAGAAUAGACUAGAGUGAAACAGGGAUCUCGGUGGAUAAGCCCAAAGCAAACAACAGUAAGCUUAAAAUUCCUUCACAGUCUUAUGUUUUACUUUCACAAUUCAUGCAAAAUUUGCGUUCCACUUUCUGAUUUAGCCUGGUUGGCUUUGACUGUAUAAAUAUUUUUUAAAAAAACAAAAACAUGUGCUCUGUUCCUCACGUGGUUCUGUUCUGUUCAACCCACUAUGAUGGACCCUGGGUCAGCUAGUCUUCAGCUUGAGCCCGAGCAGUGACCCUGCUGCCUACUAGAGCCAACUGUAGGCUCAGGAACAAGACCAACUGACCUUCUCCUAGGCAGCUCCUUUGGUGUGGGGGUGCUCUGACCUCACUGUUCAUGAGUGGACCUCAACUAAGGUAUCUUCCAGUUGGGUGCUGGAAGGAACCCAUUGACACACACUAGAAUGAUGAGGAUUUGCACAUCUGGCAUGGAGAAAUACAAGCCCACAAAACCAUAAAGGGAAAGGAGAAGCUAGACACAGCUCUACUCAGCAAGUUCCUGAAUGCUAGGCUGGAAAGUGAUGCCUGUUGCCCAAGUGGAGUCACAUGGUUGCUAAUGUGGGCAAGUCUGAAGACACACUUCACGAGCAGCUGGUAUUUGGAAGGCUCCUCACUUUACCCUAGCCACACAUACUUACUGGGUUCCUACAGCACAUAGCACCUUGGUGCGGGAGCACUGUUAGGAAACAGAGAUUACUAUGGCACAAUUCAUUCCUGGGUAAGGCAUGGGGUUGCAGUGGACAGAGCUCAUUCUUUAGUUGGAAUCCCAUCCCUGCCAUUUCUUGGCCAUAGAGUGUGGGCCAACCAAUUAAUGGGAAAACAUACAUGAAAAGAGGAGCCUCAUCAACAUUAGAAGGGGUAGAUUUGGAGCACUUUAGGCAGAGAAACAGGAAGGCAAGGCCAGGAAACUGGAACCCAAUGAAUACUCAAAACCGAGGAUGCAGAUGACUUAUUUAGCAAAGCUGUCACAUCCAUGACAUAGCUGGACAAAGCAUGGGUAAUAGCUUGCCAGAGCUACUUGGAGCAAGGGCAGAUCUCAGUGUCUGUGGCAAAAGAUGAUGACUUUCCCUCUGACCCAUCAGGUUUAUUCAUCCUCCACUCCCCAUUGCCACACUAGCUCUUGCUGUAUGUCCUCACCAGGAUCUACAUUCCCUCAGCACUGGUGGGAACCCCUUGGAGUACACAGAGGUGUCAGUCCAGUAAGACUGUUCUACACAACAGAAGCGAUACCCAGGGAGUAGCAGCCAGGCCCUUAUCCUGUCAUCUCUGCAGGCGUGAUUGCCCAACCCAGAUGCAGAGACAUUCAAGGAAGUGAUAACUCCCUGGUACCUCAUUGCCUGGGAACAGAAUGAAGAAAUCCACCCUUCCUUAGGCUAUAGCUGGCCACUCCUGGGCUAGGUAGGUCAUCAGCACCAAGCUAAAUCAGGAGUAACAAUAAGGAAGACAUGGGUGAGCCCAAGAGGAAGCAUGGACAAGGGGAAAGUGGUCAACCCACUGGAGGGCAGGAUAGAAGAAAAAAACAUAAACAUGGAUGGCCAUGUCAUCUCAAAUUCUUGACUUGCCUUCCCCGUUACUUAACAGUCUGAGCUCCUUCUCAGCCUAUGACCAGCCUCAAAUCAUAGCCAAGUAAAACAAGGAAAUAGGAAACAUAGAUCCAACUAGAAUAGACAAGCUGAGAUUCAGAUUUGUUUACUCCUCCUAUGCAAGGGCUCCCCGUUGGGGGUUUUCCACGUAUACAUGUCUAGAAGUGAUAAAAUGCAAGGCCUUGGCUUCGCCUUGCAGGGAUCUGUCUUUGAGGUCAUGUACCGCCUGAACAGCAGUGAGAGAGGUUAGUGGUGGAGAGUGGAAGGGCUGUUUUGGCUCCAGUUUCUUCUGACACAGGUUUCAGGGUCAUGGAUUUGAUCCUCAGAAGCACAGCGGAGACAUCUAAGCCUUAUUUGUGCACAUGAGCAGACUCUUCUAGUUUUUUAGUAACAAGGGAUGGGCUUCUGCAUGGCACUGGCUGUACGGUUGUCUUGUAGAGAGAUCAAGCCAGUCUUUUGCAUCCCACCUGCCCACCUCCAAAAGAGGUGGGAAAAUGUCAUCAAAAGGGCUACAUUCACCACCUGAAAUCCACCCAUGAAUGUUAGGUCUCUAAAAGGAAGAAUCAGCACUCACAAUGAUAGCCUCCAACCAUAGCAUCCCACCUAUCUAAGAGCUCAGUGGUGGUCCACUGGGGCAGAUACAAGGGAAGUGCAAGGGCUCAGGAUGAAAGAUAAUCUAUUGGGAAGAGUUUUGGGGACUGGAUCAUUAUGGGGCUUCCUUCUGUAUCUGAGAGCUGCUCUGGGUGGUGGGAUGUGGAUUCUGAUCCUUGGUUGAUCAGAAAUUCAAUGUCUGGUGGCCUUGAAGUGUUAGACAGAAAAGUAUCAGUGUAAAAACCUGGAGCACAAGGUAAUUAACGUAGUUCAUGGUUCCUUGGUGAGCAGGACUCUUGGAUGUGGAGGAGAAAGGGUUACAGGACGUAACCCACCAAAAUUACAAAAUUGAGUCUCUGUACAAUGACUUCAGUGCCUUUGGGCUUAUGAAUACAAAUCAAUGGGCCUUCUCUGUGACGGUCCAACAAACUCUCAGUGCCCACCCUGUCCCUUCCAUCUCCCAUGGAAGAUGAAUAAUGUCAGGUGUUCUUUGGAUCAAAGGCCCCAGAAGGCUUGGAGGACAGAAUGGUGUCCUUCCAUGUAAAAUCAGGCUUCUGAGGGGUCAGGCAGAAUCUGGUGUCCAUAUCCUCCAUAGGUCUACAGAUUAUUGGAUGAAGUCAAGCAUUGUUUGCUAGGCCCAGGUCAUGCCUCUGAGUAUAACUAAGACCCAUGAGUAAAACUUAAUAGCUGUAAGGAAGAACUUGCUGUCUGCCUGAGAGGAUAAGCCGCCCAUCUUGGCAGCUGUCUAAACAAAGCCAGGUAUCUCUUUAAAGGGAGGAGGAGCAUUGCUGAAAUGUCUUUCAGGUCACUUCCAUUCUAGAUGGGUGAGACCUUGUGGAGCUGGGAUCAUGUUUAAACUCAUUCAUACCUGUAGACCAAAAAUCCAAGUAGACUGUGUUUGGUCUGUACAGGUUGAAGCUCCCUGCUCUCCCGCCCAAGUCUCCUCAUGGAGCAGGCCAACAAGCUAUUGUGGCCACAUAUACCAGGCUGAUCCAGGCUGAUUAUCACCAAACAGCAAACCGCAGGGAACAGCUGCUUUGUCAUAGACCCAAUACCCAUGUGGAUCUCUGAUGAGAACAGCCAUAACUCAGACUCACUGACCAAUAGGGCCGUGAGAGACAGCCAGAAUCAGUGAAGGCCCAAGCAGGACACAGAGCAGGGCUUUGCUUAACGUACAUAUUAUCUCCAGAGGUUAUUUCUACCCCACUCCCUAUUCACGGCCUGUUGGAGCAGAUUGCAAAUGCAAAAGCACAGUAACUCAAUGUACACAUGAUUAUAAUCAUUUCCAGUGCACACAUCUCAUCACCAGGUAGAUCCUGAGCUAGCCCAUGUCAGUUCAGGUUAACUCAUAUUGAUAAUCAGACUCAAAAACACUUUCACCCUACAAUCCACCAGCCAAUCAAAGGCAAAGAGUUGUGGUCUCUACCAUUGCCUUGGCUUCUGGACACCCUCAUAACCCUCUACAGGCUCUUACAAGGUUCCUGCUCAACUCCAGGGAGGCUGACAUCUUCACAUCCACUGGGCAUAUGAUAUUGCAUGAGACCAAAGUCUCCACACUGUUUGCAGCCUCCUCCAUGAAUCCCAAUGGCCUGCACUUGUACAGUUUGGGUGUUUGAUAGAUAAAGCACGUAUGAGAAGAGAAAACAAAAUAAAUCAACUUUUUUAAAAAGCCAGCACUGUGCUGUCAAUGUUGUUUUUUUUUUUUUCCUUUUCAAUUUUAGCUUAAAAAAGCAGAAGGUAAAUAAUGUCAGGUCAAUGAAUAUCAGAUAUAUUUUUUGACUGUACAUUACAGUGAAGUGUAAUCUUUUUACACCUGCAAGUCCAUCUUAUUUAUUCUUGUAAAUGUUCCCUGACGAUGUUUGUAAUAUGGCUGUGUUUAAAAAUCUAUACAAUAAAGCUGUGACCCUGAGA